AGUAAGAAGGAAAAGUUUAGGAAGGGCCACCAAACCAAAUAUUUAAACCCAAAUUCUCUUCAAUUCUUGCCGUUUUCAUUAUUUUUUUUUCUUCGCCUCUGAAACUGAAACCCUUUCUCUUUCUCAGCCGAAGCUCGGGUAGCUCCGAGCUUUCGUUUUUGCUUUCUGACACUUUUAUAGUUUAUUUUCUCUCCUAAUUUUUCAAUUUUUAAGCCUUAAUUCUCACAAAGGUCUUCAAUUUAUUUUCCCCAGAUUGAUCACUAGAGCUCAAUUCGUCGUUACCGUCUUCGAUUCACUGAUUUUUUCAGCGAAAAUGGCUUUCAUUGGAUUGUAGGGUUUUCUAGAUCGAACCCCUUUUUACUUUCAGAAGACACUAUUUACUUUAUCUUCAUCAGACUAAUCCAAUUAGCAAUUAUGGCUCUUCGGGUUACCGUCUCUUUUUCUGGUUACGUCGCCCAAAACCUAGCUUCCUCGGCUGGGAUUCGCGUCGGAAAUUGCAGAGCUUUGCAUGAGUGUUGGGUUCGGAAUCGGAUUUUUGGUCCUAACCAGAAGGCCGAAUUCGAUCCUUCUGGCUCUGUUCGCAAUUACCGAUGCGAUUUUUCCCAGCCGAAGGCCUCUUCCUGGGGUAGGAAUUCUGCUUCCUUUUAUAGCACCCUAGCCGGAGAAUUUUUGGGGGAUAAUUGUAAAAGUCCAAUUUUGUUGGGUUUGAUCUCGAUCAUGAAGUCAACGGCCUGUGUAACAGGUUCGUCGGCGACGAGUAUGGGCGUUUUUGGGAUUUCACCGGUUAAAGCCACUUCGAUUCUACCCUUUUUACAGGGAUCGAAGUGGCUACCCUGCAACGAAUCGGUUCCAGUUUCAUCUGUCAACGAGGUAGACAAAGGUGGAACUUGUUGUAAUGCUGCUGCUGCUGGGGUUAUGGCUACUCAGAGUGACUUGGUUGGAAAGUCCUUGGAGAAAACUGGCUGGGUAACGCGUUUGAUGAAUUCUUGUUCUGAGGACGCUAAAGCUGUUUUUACUGCUGUUACUGUUAGUUUAUUGUUCCGGUCGAGCCUGGCCGAGCCCAGAUCAAUUCCUUCUACAUCUAUGUACCCUACUCUUGAAGUGGGUGACCGAAUUUUAGCUGAGAAGGUUUCAUAUCUCUUCAGAAAGCCUGAAGUUUCAGAUAUUGUCAUUUUCAAGGCACCUUCAAUCUUACAGAAAUUUGGAUUUAGUUCAGCCGAUGUGUUCAUAAAGAGAAUUGUGGCCAAGGCUGGAGACUAUGUUGAGGUUCGUGAUGGGAAAUUACUGAUUAACGGGGUUGCUCGUGAUGAAGAAUUUAUUUUAGAGCCUCUUGAAUAUGAAAUGCCUCCAUGGUUUGUGCCAGAAGGUUAUGUCUUCGUAAUGGGAGACAAUAGGAAUAACAGUUUUGACUCUCACAACUGGGGUCCACUGCCUGUAGAAAACAUUGUUGGCAGAUCCGUCUUCCGCUAUUGGCCUCCAUCCAAAGCUGGAAAGAAUACUACCACGGCAAUCUCCUGAUGCAUUGCCCCUUACCCUGCAGGGGAAGAAUCUUAGAUGACAAUUCUUUUCUUCAUUUUGAUAAUUGACUACAUAGAUUUUUCAUUUCUCACCCUUGUUUGCUCAUCUUUGAGCAGUUUGUGAAUACUUUUUUUUUUUUUUUUAGUAUUUUCAUCUUAAUUAUGCCUUGUUUCUUGUAACAUUGUUUUGGUGGGUAUCUUGCCCAUCAGCAUGUUUUUAUCUUCUUGUUUAUGGCCCAAUCCUUGGGUGUUGAUGCCAUUCUUUCUGUAAUGACUAUUAAAACUUUGUUGAACAAAUGGGUGGGAAAGACAAAUGAAGAAAGAUUUAGCAAUGUUUUUUUUA
Messenger RNA from Cannabis sativa, 1860 nucleotides. RefSeq names its product probable thylakoidal processing peptidase 2, chloroplastic. Gene Ontology annotation, cellular component: chloroplast thylakoid membrane. Gene Ontology annotation, biological process: thylakoid membrane organization. The transcript is spliced from 6 exons. The record is from RefSeq and is a predicted model, not a curated record. Bases 415 to 1518 code for a protein of 367 amino acids. Gene Ontology annotation, molecular function: serine-type endopeptidase activity. Lineage: Eukaryota; Viridiplantae; Streptophyta; Magnoliopsida; Rosales; Cannabaceae.